CGGUCUGGUAACAUCGUGGAUCCUGUGAGCCAUGACGGCCACCCUCAAACCGAUGGCCUGCUGUGCAUCUGGUAGCCGCGUCUGUGGAGGACGUGCGCAGGGCGCGCUCGCAACAAAUUAUAGCAGAGGCGCACGAAUGCUGGUCACGGCAGACUCGCGUUUCGGCAGGCAUGGCAGGCAGUAGCCGUUUUGGCUCUGCCCAUCUUGGUGCGUCCCGUUGGGAGCGCGCGCGGUCGCCCAAGGAAGCUGCUCCCAUGUCCGGCGAGCUGCCCCAGCAGCGUGAGGUCGGCGACGCAGGAGCGAUGCGCGGGCGGCUGAAGCUGCGCACUCCCGAGGGCUCCGAGAGCGGCAGCCUCAGCUCCCUCGGGGGCGACGACGCGGGCACCUCGGCCGCGCCCUGCGAGGACUCCGAGGGUGGCAGCGUCAGCUCCCGCGGGAACGACGACAGCCACGACGGGUGCCUCGCCGCCUCCGAUGGGAUGCAGCAGGUGCGGUGCGCGCUGCGCCUCGACGUGGCCUCCGCGCCAGGCAGCAGCAUGGCCACGCCCUCGCAGUGGUCGGCUGGCGGGCACGUCCACACCAGCGCCAGAUGCAGCUCGGGCGCGGUCGGCGUGGCGGAGCAGCCGCCCGAGCAGGGCUCCCAGGCUGGGUCGCCGGAUGUCUCGGUUGGGACCUCUGUCGUGGUACCGUGCGGCCAGGAGCCUCGGCCGGCGAAGGCGAUCGCCGAGGGGCCGAGCGCGGAGCUGGAGGCGGAGAGGGCGGCGGAGGGAACGGAGUCGCAGAGGCUUCAGGCGGACCAGCAUCUGACGACCGUGAAGCUGAGGCUGCUCAUCAGGGCACAGGAUGCGCAGCUGGCGAAGCAUAGGGAGGACCUCGACAGGGCCGAGCGAAGAGCCGUCUACGCGGAGGCCAAGCUCAGCAGGAUGGAGGCACGUGAGGCCGAGCUGCUGGCCAAGCUCGAGCAGCAGGAGGCCGAGAAAGCCGUUCGGCUGGUGCGGCUGCAGGGCGAGAAGCUGGAGUUGGAGGGGCGCUGCGCGCGGCUGCAGAAGGCUCUGGAGGCCGAGCGCGAGCUCUGGGAGUCGCGCGACCAGGAGGAGAUCAAGACACCUCGGGAGCAGCUCGCCGCAAUAAGCCCACUUCGUCUUGUGUGCGCGUGCUUGCGUGCGCCCGCGUUUGCAGCCGUGAGCCCCGUAGUGCUGGACUCUGCUGGCCAUUAGUAGGCCGUCCGUUCUCAACCCCCUUGUCUUUGCUGAGUGCAGUUUUCAAUGCCAUGCCAAUGGUAAUCGGACGGUGAUUGCGUGAUGCCAUCGCAAUGUGAUGGUACUCACGUGCUUCAUGAGUGUGCGAUGCAGGGAUAAUUUGGAGCCAGUCCCAGGGAUGGCAACAGGCCGUAUCGAAGCUCUCGUCAAAUGGUUCGUUUUUAUUGCACAUGUUUUCUACAAUUCUUGACGCUUCGCGUAUCCACACCAGCCUAGACACCUCCCUGCGUGCGGCGACACGUACCGGACAAGGGAGCACGAGCGCCCUUCCCGCUGACCUACGGAACGACGCCCUCAGCACCAUCGCCUGGGGCACCGCCAUACUGCAGCUAGAAAGACGAAUGCGAAGGCUUUUCGAACAGCACGGCCUCCCCAACAGAAUCUUGCAUGCCUUCAACGCCUACUGGGACGCUCAACCACUCCUCGGCACACGCAACGCCGCCGGCAGGAGAGUGCUGUCCAGGGCGGCGGCCCUCUCCGCAGACGCUGCGUGUGCCAGGAUUCAGAGCCUCGCGGACACUCUGGC
Molecule: messenger RNA, 1785 nt
Organism: Prorocentrum cordatum
Lineage: Eukaryota; Dinophyceae; Prorocentrales; Prorocentraceae
Source: the annotation of a GenBank genome assembly